AUGACAAAAACAUUUUGGAAGAAGGUGAGAAAGCUAGGAAGAGCCAGUGUGUUUGCACGGCAGACUGCAGAGGAGUCUAGAAUCACAAAUUCUGCUUCCAGCACUGUCCUGUCUGAGUACAAUGUCACAAACAACAGCAUCACUCUGAGAACACCACAAACCACAGGCUCCCAAGACAGGAUUCUGCAGGAAGCUCAGAACCUCAUGGCCUUGACCAAUGUGGACACUCCACUGAAAGGUGGGCUUAAUACUCUACUGCACAAGAGUGACUUCUCUGGAGUGACCCCACAGCAUCAGGUUGUGCAGACUCCAAAUAAGGUUCUGUCUACUCCUUUCAGGACUUCUUCUAAUGGAGCUAAAGGGCUGACUCCCUGGAGUGGAACAACCCCCAAACCAGUCACUAAUGCCACCCCAGACAGAACACCACUGAGAGACAAAUUAAACAUUAAUCCAGAGGAUGGAAUGGCAGACUAUAGUGACCCCUCUUUUGUGAAGCAGAUGGAAGGAGAAUCUCGUGAACAUCUCCGUCUAGGGUUGUUGGGCCUCCCUGCGCCUAAGAAUGAUUUUGAAAUUGUUCUACCAGAAAAUGCUGAGAAGGAGCUGGAAGAACAUGAAAUAGACGACACCUACAUCGAAGAUGCUGCUGAUGUGGAUGCUCAAGAGCAGGUAAUACGAGAUGAUGAGCAUGUAAAGGAAAUGAAACGAAUGCACAAAGCUGUUCAGAAGGAUCUACCAAGACCAUCUGAAGUAAAUGAAACUAUUUUAAGACCUUUAAGUGUAGAACCACCUCUAACAGAUUUACAGAAAAGCGAAGAACUGAUCAAAAAAGAAAUGAUUACGAUGCUUCAUUAUGACCUUCUACAUCACCCCUAUGAGCCAUCUGGAAAUAAAAAGGGAAAACAUGUUAGAUUUGCUACCAACUAUGCAGAGCACAUUACCUAUCUGGAGCAUAGCCCUUAUGGGAAGUUCUCCAAAGAAGAACUGAAAAAGGCCCAGGAUGUUCUGAUACAAGAGAUGGAAGUGGUAAAACAAGGAAUGAGUCAUGGAGAACUCUCCAGUGAAGCUUACAACCAGGUGUGGGAAGAAUGCUACAGUCAAGUCCUAUAUCUUCCUGAUCAGAGCCGCUAUACAAGGGCUAAUCUUGCUAGCAAAAAGGACAGAAUUGAAUCACUUGAAAAGAGACUUGAGAUAAACAGGGGUCACAUGACAACAGAAGCCAAGAGAGCUGCAAAGAUGGAAAAGAAGUUGAAAAUUUUGCUUGGUGGUUACCAGUCUCGUGCUAUGGGGCUCAUGAACCAGUUGAAUGACUUAUGGGACCAAAUUGAGCAGGCUCACUUGGAGCUACGCACUUUUGAAGAACUCAAGAAACAUGAAGACUCUGCUAUUCCCCACAGGCUGGAGUGUCUAAAAGAAGAUGUGCAGCGACAACAGGAACGACAGAAGGAGCUUGAGCAGAGAUAUGCUGAUUUACUGGUGGAGAAGACUUUACAGGCAAAGUUCUGAAGCACAAUUGAUGCUCUGCCACAGAAGAACUUGUUGCUGGUUUCACACUCUGCAAGGCUGAAACUGAUGUUUCUCUUCAUUGACAGAUUUACCCAGC
Molecule: messenger RNA, 1600 nt
Organism: Meriones unguiculatus (Mongolian gerbil)
Lineage: Eukaryota; Metazoa; Chordata; Mammalia; Rodentia; Muridae
Product: cell division cycle 5-like protein
Biological process (GO): mRNA splicing, via spliceosome; regulation of transcription by RNA polymerase II
Cellular component (GO): Prp19 complex; spliceosomal complex
Molecular function (GO): RNA polymerase II transcription regulatory region sequence-specific DNA binding; DNA-binding transcription factor activity, RNA polymerase II-specific
Source: RefSeq, a predicted model, not a curated record